UUUUUGAGUUAUAUCAUGUUAUUUGACGGAGCUUUCAAGCAGCCUUUACAGACUACUACUCUUUUUUUCGGUUUAAUAGUGGGCGUUGCUCUUACGAUUUCUACGAAUUCAUUAUUAAACUGGUUUAAAAAAAAAAAAGAUGGAUCUGAUAUUAAUUAUACAAAAACUGACGAUAUUGUUGAUGGGGUCUUGGGGUUAGUUGGUAAUACACCACUUAUGAGGAUCAAGAGUUUAAGCGAAGCGACAGGCUGUGAUAUAUUGGCAAAAGUUGAGUUUUUAAAUCCCGGAGGUAGCUUGAAAGAUCGAGUUGCUCUCAAUAUAAUAGAAAAAGCUGAAGAACAAGGUUUGAUAAGCCCAAAUUCUGGGUGCACAAUUUUUGAGGGAACAUCUGGUUCCACAGGGAUAUCUAUCGCAAUUAUUUCUCGUGCUAAAGGCUACAAUGCAUGGAUUGUAAUGCCAGAUGAUCAAGCGAAGGAAAAAUAUCAAUUGCUAGAAAAAUUAGGUGUGACAGUUGAAAAAGUAAGGCCCGCAAGUAUUGUUGAUAAACAGCAAUUUGUCAACUUAGCUAAAAUUCGGGCUGAACAAUUCGGAAAACAACAAAAUCUUCAACAAGGCGUUGUGGAAGAUAAUUCUGGAAAGGCAGGUUUCUUUGCCAACCAAUUCGAAAAUUUGUCAAAUGCUGAAGCACAUUAUUUCGGAACAGGACCCGAAAUAUUUAAGCAAACUAAUGGCAAAAUCGAUGCAUUUGUUGCCGGAGCUGGUACUGGUGGUACUAUUUCUGGAAUAUCACGUUAUCUUAAACCACUUAUACCUUCCCUAAAAGUAUUUCUUGUUGAUCCGCCUGGCUCUGGCUUGUAUAAUAAGGUAAAAUAUAAUAUUAUGUAUUCACCAUAUGAAGCUGAGGGCACACGACGUAGACAUCAAGUUGAUACUAUUAUAGAGGGUGUUGGUUUAAAUCGUAUGACUGAAAAUUUUAAUACUGCACAUGGAUUAAUCGAUGAUGCGAUACGUGUUAGCGAUGAAGAGGCUGUCGCAAUGGCAAGAUAUUUGGUUCGGGAGGAAGGGCUUUUCGUCGGAAGUUCGUCAGCAAUCAAUUGUGUUGGCUGUGUGCGUGUUGCUAAACGACUGGGCCCAGGAAAUCGUAUUGUUACUAUUUUAUGCGAUUCAGGUCAACGUGUAUGUAUGUUUAUAAUAAUAAAUGUCACGAAUGGUAUUGAAAAUUUGGAUGUUGUUGUAAUUAAAUUAUCUUAUUGGUUAUCAGUUUCUUUAUCCCAAUCGAUUAAUUUAAGCAUCAUACAAAAAUUUCAGCAACAUUUGUGA
Messenger RNA from Scutellospora calospora, 1320 nucleotides. The record is from the annotation of a GenBank genome assembly. NCBI's taxonomy places the organism in Eukaryota, Fungi, Glomeromycota, Glomeromycetes, Diversisporales, Gigasporaceae.